UUAAUGACACUAACAAAUGGAUGGAACAGAAAAAGUCUCACAUAAAGGACAACAAUGAAACAGGAAAUAGAUUUAUUUCAUAAUAAAACUAAGAAAGCAUUCUUUGAAGAAGGAAAUGCACUGUUCUAAAUAAAACAGAAAGAAUCAAACAUCCAAUGAUGGCACCUUUUGUGAAGCACCACUAUUUUUUAACUAAGCCAUGGUUGAUGUUUGUGUGAUUCUUGCAUAAAGGUAUAGACUCCUAAAAAAUGCAAUUUGUAAAUUAAGAUAAAAUAAAUAAAUACAUAAAAUAAAAGCACAAAAACGACCAUGGCUACAUACAAAGAAGAAGAGGAAGAAAACCAAAUGAAAGUGUUGUUAUGUAGUUUUUAAACAUCCUAGUGCAUUACCAAUAACAUUUCAAGUCUCAUAAUUGUCAACCUUUAAAGUAAAGUCUAUAAAAAAGGGUUUGGCCCUUUUUUUUUUUAUAGAAAAUGGAAAAGAUGACUCUGUGCCCUGUGAUGGACUGGCAAAGCAUUCAGGGUGUAACCAAAUUUCCCCAAAAUGGGUUGUGAUUGGCUCCAGCAACCCAAAAGCUGGUUUAGAAAACAGAUGGAUGCUACAGUGUCAUACCUGUUUUCAACAAAGUUUUUUUUUCCUGGUAUUAUGUUUUUAUUUUAUUUUCUUUUUUAUUUUUUGGUUUAUUAUUGUUUGUAUUGUUCUGUUUUGAUUGUUCUAUUGCUGCCAAUCAUUUAAAAAAACUUUUAUACGGAUGUUUUCUUGAUGUUUUAAUAUCCAUACUUGUAGUAUUUCUGCCAAGUGCAAUUGCUUCACAUGUAUUUAAUCCUAUAUAAUCAUUGAUAUCCAAUUUCAUCAUAUCAUUUUCCUGAGACUAUCUAAUUCAAACUUCAGAAAGUUUUUCUAAUUUUUCAAAAGCUAAUGGUCAGUAUAACUCAUUCAGUAUUUGCUGCAUUAAAAUAAAAAAUCAUUUGUUGAUAGUAAAUUAUUCAUAACAUACAGUUAAUAUUGUCUUUUGAAUUUAAGACAAUUUGUAAAUAAGGUGUUUUUAAAUUUCUGAACACGUAUUUUUGCUUUCUUGUGGACAAAAACUUACCAAACAUCCCAUAAUUUAUACUUUUUUAUUAUUUAAAAAAAUGCAUUUUUCUGUGGAUUUUAUCAAAUAAUAUCGAAAAACAAUUCAUCCCCUACCAUUAUUUAUUUGGUUAAUCCUUUGAUGUAGUGGGCUUUACAGGGUUAAAGAAGUUUCAAACAGACAAAGCGGUGUUGCCGCCGCUCAAAAUCUUUGAUGUGUUUUAUUUUGAAAGGAGGGAGCACGCGAGCAUCCGGCGGUCGCAGUGACAGCGCGAGGCUGUGGAGGAUCAGCCAGGAGGAGCGGCAAUGAAAAGGUGGAUUUCGAGUGAGCGGCGUCGUUUUUCUGUUCCACCCCCGGGUUCACUUCAAACACAGACAGCGGACGAGCAAGAAAUUUGAGUUUUAUUCUGGAUUCUACAGCUGAUAACAGCAUUCCCUUUUCUUCUAUUCACUUAUUUUUUAUUUUAUUUUUAUAUAUUUCUUCUAUUUGCCCAGACCUUCCCAUGAAUUGGACUGGAAGCAGCCAGAAAAAGAGGAGCAUCCUUUGGUUUGCUCGGACAUCAUUUGUCAUUAUUUCGAUUUAGGAAACUGCCCGACGAAGCUGACCGUGUCCUCUAUGGGAUUCUUAUCGAGCAGGUAGCUUUGUUUUGGAGAAGAAGACAGUGGGCAUCAUGAGUUCCAGUGCUUAUCAACAAAGCUCAACAGGCACUGAGAAGCGCUCUGGACCAAUUCGAUGCCAACGAUGUCGUGAGGUUUGCAAAGGAGAGGUGGUCCGGGUCCAAGAAACUCACUUUCAUGUGAAGUGUUUCACCUGCACUGUGUGUAACUGUGAUCUGGCGCGAUCCGGCUUCUUCCAGAAGAAGGGCGAGUACAUCUGUACUGCAGACUACCAGCGUUUGUACGGCACUCGCUGUGACCGCUGCGACAGCUUCAUCACAGGAGAGGUGGUCUCCGCUCUUGGACGCACGUACCACCCCAAGUGCUUCGUCUGCAGCGUGUGCAGUAAACCCUUCCCCAUCGGAGACAGAGUGACGUUCAGUGGAAAGGACUGCGUGUGCCAGCAGUGCUCCCAAACACUUGUCAAGAAAAAUGAACCCAUCAAGAUCCAUGGACCCAGCCACUGUGCAGGAUGCGGGGCGGAGAUCAAACAGGGUCAGUCUCUCCUGGCGUUGGAAAAGCAGUGGCACGUCAGCUGCUUUAGGUGUCAGACCUGCAGCAUGGUCCUCACAGGAGAGUACAUCAGCAAAGACGGCGUGCCGUACUGUGAGGCAGAUUACCACGCACAGUUUGGGGUGAAAUGCGAGGGAUGCAGCAGAUACAUCAGCGGACGGGUUUUGGAGGCAGGGGGGAAACACUACCAUCCGUCCUGCGCUCGAUGCGCACGCUGCAACAUGAUGUUCAAGGAAGGAGAGGAAAUGUACCUGACAGGGUGUGAGGUGUGGCACCCAUUAUGCAAGCAGGCGGCAAGGGCAGAGAGGAGACUCAGGCACAGACGCCUGUCAGAGACCUCCAUCUCACCUCCCGGUUCGUCUAUAGGCUCACCCAGCAGAGUUAUAUGUGCCAGAGUGGAGAAUGAAAUCCUAGAUUAUAAGGACCUAGCAGCCCUACCAAAGGUCAAGGCCAUAUAUGAGGUUCAGCAGCCAGACCUCAUACCGUCCUCAAACCAGCAGUACCCCAGUUACUUCACUGAUGACAGGCUAGACACUUACAGCUAUGGGGAGUCACUAGGGACCCUUUCCCCUUAUUCUCAGGAUUAUGACAACAUGGAUGCAAAGCAGCGGCAUUGCUCCAGUCCAGGUUACAUCGAUUCCCCGUCGUCCACUCGUCCAGGCAUGUCGCCCAUCAUGCCUCGGUCUCCACAGCACUUUGGCUACGCUGGCUCUGAGAGUGGCAGGAGUUCGCCUUAUUACGGCCAAGAGGGUCGAUCAAGCACACCCACCACAAACCAGCCCCCUAAACAUUUUCAUGUACCAGCCACAGGGGACCCCAACAUCUACAGGAAGCCUCCCAUCUAUAAGAGAACUGACAAUCUUCUUGAAGCAGCUACUAAAAGCAGGACCAGUGAGGACAUCCUCAGAUCCUCCAGACUGUCCACAUACUCUCCAGAGCCAUACACGCAAUCAGAGUCGGACUACUACCCAUACACCAGCUCUCCCAGGACCUAUCGAGUGCCAAGAAGACGCUUCUCGACGGGAGGAAAUGAAGAGAGUUGGAGUCAGGGUCUUCAAAGAAUUGGGAGUGGCAUCGGGAGGAUGAUCCUGAAGGAGGAGAUGAAAGCCAGAUCUGGUUUCUAUGACAAUGACCCCUGGGGCAGUGCGAGGAAUUCCCGCAGUGGGAGCAAGGAAACCCUCAACACAACAGGCUACGGCACAUCGACCUACAACUACACCAUCAAUGGCUCUCCUCGGUCUCAGUACAGCGCUGAUAGUGAUUUUGUUUGUAAAUCAGCCUCACUACCAGGAUACGGACGCAAUGGCAUCCAGCGGCCUCAGAGUGCAGAUUGUUACCAUUACCAGUAUGACGAUGGCAGUGAGGUGAACUGGGCAAACAAAGCUGAAUACAAGAUUUACCCCUAUGAGGCGCUCAUUGUCACCACCAGAGGGCGGAACAGACUUCCAAAAGAUGUAGACAGAGCCAGACUGGAACGCCACCUCUCCCCAGAAGAGUUUGUCCAAGUGUUCGGCAUGACCGUGGAAGAAUUUGACCGGCUGGCCCUGUGGAAGAGGAACGAGCUCAAAAAACAGGCCCGACUGUUUUAACUCCAAGCGGAACAAAAAGAAAGAACUUUAAAUCAGUUACACUGCCAUGCCUGAGAACCUGUUUUAGCUCUCCUAAAGCAACAAACCAAAGUCUGGUCCUGCCAGAUUGGACUUGGACAGAAGGCCACAGAGGCUUUAUGCAGAAUGAACUGGCGAGCAGAGCGGAUGCCAGCACAGCUGACUGUGGUUGCGUGUUGGAGUGCAGUGCACAAAGAAACUGUCUUACUGUAGUUUUGUGCUUUCUCUCUUGGUAGAAGAAGAUCUUACUGUGCUCCACAAACGUCUGCCUGUGACUAGCACUGCAGAAAUGAAGGUGAUGGGGAGAGUUUUGGCUUUGCCUUAUUUGUUAUGCUCUUUUAGUUCUGACUGUGCAGCACCAGCAAACUGAAUGAGUAGAAUGUAGACACUUUAUCUGCAAGAAUGAAUAGGAAGAAUGAGUUCUGGCUUAAAACGACAUCAGUUUCCUCUGGGUUGGGAAGCAUUUUACUAUUAUUUCCCCAUCUUGACUUUGUUAUAUGAAGUGUCCUCUCUAGUUUACAAAAAAAUAAAAAUAAAAGAAACCAGUCUGAAGUGGAUGAAAGCUUUUCAGCUGUUUGUGUGACCUGCAUUGAUUUUUCAGAAAAGGAAACCAAAGUGAGAAUGAAAAUCUACAGUUUAGAAAGUAAUGAUUCAACAGGUCAAGGUCACUAUUGGAUCACUGUGCAGCUGUUAUGGUAACCUGAAAGAAUGUGCAAUCGACGAGACUUGAUAGGAAACAAACAGCAGCUCUGUUUGGAUGUUUUCUACACUCUGCAAUAGAAGGAUGACUCCGGGUGAGCGUUGCACUCAUCCGUACAUUUUCAUUCACUCGUUUUUAUUCAGUCAGAAUGCUGUUUCAACAAUUUUGUAGCUACAGAGAUUAUUUUUUUUCCUUCAAAGAAAUGCUCUUUGAGGCAUUUAGAAUCCCAGAUCCAGGGUUGAUGUCGACUUGACUUCUUUUGAAUACUUUUCUUUUCAGGUUUUGUCACUAAAAUAAAAGUGCAACUGAAAAACUGC
Messenger RNA from Oryzias melastigma (Indian medaka), 4865 nucleotides. RefSeq names its product actin binding LIM protein family, member 3 (gene ablim3). Lineage: Eukaryota; Metazoa; Chordata; Actinopteri; Beloniformes; Adrianichthyidae. The transcript has 23 exons. The coding region runs from base 1743 to 3830 and encodes 695 amino acids. The record is from RefSeq and is a predicted model, not a curated record. Gene Ontology annotation, cellular component: stress fiber; actin cytoskeleton. Gene Ontology annotation, molecular function: actin filament binding. Gene Ontology annotation, biological process: cytoskeleton organization; lamellipodium assembly; cilium assembly.